UCAAUUUAACUGUCAAGUCAAAAUUACGCAUGCAUUACGUUGUUCAGAGUAUUCGUCCUUUAUGAACAAUAAAAGGUUAUCAUCAAAAGAAAUGGUCGCUAAAAGUAAAAACAAAGCUUUGUCGUGUUCGACACCAGAACAUCCACUAGAAUUUGAUUCACCUUCUCGAGAUAGUGAUUCUAUUUGUGAUUCCGAGUCUGCCAGUCCUGUACCAUUUCUAUGUACGCAAGAUGGAGCCGAGGGUGAAACCGAUGUUGUUUGGAAUUUCUAUACACCUAAGUCUGAAGCAGCCAAGUCUAGGUUCAAAAACACCACACCAGUACGCCGACGGACGAAAAAAACGAGACCAAUAUCAAUAGAAAAACCAUUACCCCGACGUAGGGUUGUAAAACCUUCCCAGAGGCAAUCUGAGCUGCUUCAAGAGCUUAUUGAAUUGAAUCAGAAUUUGCAUGAAUAUAUCUCUAAAAAGCCUUCUGCUACCACAGCCAGUAAGCCACAAUCUGAAGAUGAUAUAUUUAGUGAUACAAGUGACAGUUCACCAAGAAGUGGCGUAAAAAGCAAGACUCGGUGCCUUCGAAAGAAUGUUUUAAGUUCAAAAUUUACCAAAUCUGAACCAGAAUGUGGCUUGGAGUCAGAUGAUUCAAUGAACGAGUGCUUAUUAAAAGCAAGUCAGGUUGUGGAGGAAAAUAUUUUAAAUUUACAGCCAAAACCUGCAAAAAAGCCUUGCCUUGAGCCAGUUACAAAAAAUUUCAAGCCUGGCUUAUCUGUUAAUAUAAACCAGGAUUCAAUGGAUGCCAUUUUGAGUAAUAUCAAAUUAGACUCACCAUCUCUAAAAAGAAUAAAGAAAUGUGAUUCGCCUAGGUUAAAUAAUGAUUCUUUUGACUGUUUACUUGGAAAUUUAAACGAAAGUGCCUUGGAGAGACUCACACAAAUGCCUACAAAAAAUGAAUCAAGAAACAAUUCAAAUAAAAAUAAUGAGAGUAGUUGGAUGUUAAAAGAACUAAUUGUUUGUGAUGGAAGCCCUUCAACCAAGUCUAUAUUUGGAAGGCAUAAUUCGAUGCCUGAGUCACCAUCUGUCAAUAAUAGCAAUAAGCCAUCAACUAGUGGAAUGGCCUUUGGGAGGUACAGUUCAAUGCCUUUCAACAAAAGUGAUGAGAAAAUGACAGUUCCAGGUGAUUCUCCAAUAAGAUGCACUCCAGAUGAAAUAAAGCAGAAGCAUAAACAAGCUAGAGAAAGGCUUCUAGCCAAAAGGAUGUUACCUUUUACCUCUACACAGCAGUCCAAUACAGCAUCAUUACAGUCACAAGUACAACCAGUUCCUAAAAAAACAAGUUUCCAACUAAAAGUUCCAAGUAGUAAGGUUAAUAAUUAUGUACAAAGAAAAGACACUGUCCAAGAACCCAAUAAUAUAAAGUUGAUAAUUGAGAAAAAAAGACAGGAAGCUUUAAUGAAGCUAAGAAGAAGGCAACCUCCAAAUAAAUAAAUAAAUAAUACAUUUUAUAAAAUAGAGACU
Messenger RNA from Maniola jurtina (meadow brown), 1513 nucleotides. RefSeq lists its product as uncharacterized. The record is from RefSeq and is a predicted model, not a curated record. The transcript is spliced from 4 exons. Bases 62 to 1483 code for a protein of 473 amino acids. Lineage: Eukaryota; Metazoa; Arthropoda; Insecta; Lepidoptera; Nymphalidae.